This is a messenger RNA of Fusarium pseudograminearum CS3096, 1740 nucleotides long. RefSeq lists its product as uncharacterized. Gene Ontology annotation, molecular function: CoA-ligase activity. NCBI's taxonomy places the organism in Eukaryota, Fungi, Ascomycota, Sordariomycetes, Hypocreales, Nectriaceae. The coding region runs from base 1 to 1740 and encodes 579 amino acids. The transcript has 7 exons. The record is from RefSeq and is a predicted model, not a curated record.
AUGGUUUUCACUUCUCCAGAAUGGGUCCCUAAACUCCCAAUAGACCCUCCCGACUCCAUCCCUAUAGCCGAAUUCAUGAAGAACGAGAAAUAUGGUCGUUGUCCUAUCGCAAAAAGUAGACAUCCCUUUACCUGCGGCAUCACCAAGCGUUCGUACUCUGCGCCUCAGGUCUUUGAGCGGUCUGAAUUUGUAGCCAGAGCGUUGGCCAAACGAUUGCAAUGGCAGCCAAAUGAGGGGACGCCUUGGGAUAAAGUCCUCGCCGUCUUCUCUCUCAAUACGAUUGAUUACAUCACCCCGAUUUACGGUGUCCAUCGCCUUUCAGGCAUCGUUACUCCCGCUAAUGCUGCCUACUCUGUCGACGAGCUGACGCAUCAGCUCAAGGCAUCAGGUGCGAAAGCUCUGUUUACCUGUACACCACUGCUUGAAACAGCGCUCGAAGCAUCAAGAAACGUUGGAAUACCAGAAGAAAACAUAUUUCUCUUUGAAAUUCCUCGCGCCGAACCCGUCUCCAAGUUUACACAUGCCUCUAUUGAGGACUUGGUCAGAGAGGGUUCUGAACUUGAUCGACUCGACGAACUGCAAUGGGUUCAAGGCCAGGGUGCUCGCCAGACGGCCUUUUUGUGCUUUUCCAGCGGAACAUCGGGUUUGCCGAAAGCGGUCAUGAUAUCCCAUUACAAUGUUAUCUCGAAUGUUUUGCAACAUGCCACAUACGACUCCGUUGCCCGAGCAAAGCGCGGCGUUACGACUCAAGCUGUGACAGGAUAUCUGCCACUAUCUCACAUAUACGGCCUAGUGAUCGCCGCUCACACAAGCCCUUGGCGAGGUGACCAAGUUAUAAUUCUCCCUCGGUUUGAACUCAAGGAUUUUCUCCAGUCUGUUCAAGACUUUAAGAUCCGACAGUUGUUGGUGGUACCUCCUAUUAUUAUCCAAAUUCUUCGUUUCAAGGAUAUCUGCGCCAAAUAUGAUCUGAGUAGUGUCAAGUUUGUCUACUGCGGAGCUGCCCCAUUGGGUGAGGAGACUAUUCGAGAUAUGAAUAUUUUGUACCCAGAUUGGACCAUUGCUCAGGCUUAUGGCAUGACCGAAACUGCGACAGUUGCCACGUCGUCAAGUGAAGAUGAUGUCUUCACGAGAGGCUCUGGAUGCCUUUUGCCUAGUGCAAAAGCCAAAAUAAUCGAUACAGAGGGCAGGGAGAUAACCGAACGCGACCAACCUGGAGAGCUACUGCUUCAAGCACCAUCGAUUGUGUUGGGCUACUUGAAUAAUGAGAAAGCAACAUCCGAGACCUUUGUGUAUCACGACGAUGGCAGAUGGAUUCGAACAGGAGACGAGGCCAUAUUUACCCUGGCCCCUUCUGGCAACGAGCAUGUUGUCAUUGUCGACAGGAUCAAAGAGCUUAUCAAGGUCAAGGGUCACCAGGUCGCACCAGCCGAGCUCGAGGCUCACAUCCUGGCACAUCCUCACGUCUUUGACUGCGCUGUCAUUCAAGUCCCCGAUGAGCGUGCCGGAGAAGUCCCGAAAGCAUUUGUCGUAAAGAGUUCGUCCGCCGAGUCUUUGCCGGAUGAAGAAGUGGCACGUGAUAUUGAAAAGCAUGUUGCGGAUCACAAAGCAGCGUACAAGCAACUCAAAGGAGGUGUAGAGUUUCUGGAUGUCAUACCCAAAAGCCCUAGUGGCAAGAUCCUUCGUCGACUCCUGAGGGAUAAGGAGAGAGAAAAGAGGAGGGGGCAAGGGGCAAAGCUGUAA